UCACCGAGCGUCUUCAAACCCUCCACGACUUGUCAUUCUUCCCGGCUUUCUAUCCCAAAUGAGAGGACAGCUGUUUUACAGCCAUCAGAACAUUUCCAGCCUUAUCUGUCAGUCAUUUCUCUCGGGCAUGUAAGGGCUCAUCUCCGAUUUUAUGAGGUCGCAGAAUCAGCUGAUUCCACAAACAGCACUCCCUGACAUGCAUAUGAUAUUCGAAUUUCUCAGGGUCUCUUAACUUGUCGUUAACCAUGUUUACCACCUGCUGCAGCCUCCCCGAACUCCCAGUCGUGUCUCUGGCACGUUUCUUUGCGUUCUCAGCUGCCGCUUACGGCUUAUAUGUUCUGCUGUAUCGGGUCCUGCUGUAUCCUCGCUUUUUCUCUCCACUCCGUCACGUCCCUGGCCCUCCUCUCGGAAAUCCCCUUCUGGGCCACUAUCUCACUAUCGUGAAAGAGGAAACCUGCAUCCCCCAAAAGCAAUGGGUUGCCGCCUAUGGACCUUUCGUUCGAUUCACCGGCUUAUUUGGGGACGAACGGCUCGUCGUUCUGGAAACCCAAGCUUUGAAAGAGAUACUCGUGAACGAUUGGUUGGAUUACCCCCGCCCUCAAUUCAUGCGAGACGUUCUCGGGCUUGUGGCGGGGUAUGGUCUUCUGACAAUCACAGGCGACGAACACAAGUCAUUGCGCAAAGCUAUGAAUCCGGCUUUCUCCAUCGCCAAUCUUAUGGCUCCACCAAAUUACGAAGACUCAUGGUCUGGAAGCCUCGUAACCCUUCUCUCUCAAGAAAUUGAGCAGGAACCUGCUGCUGCCGAUGGCAAAGUGUUCAUGGUCUAUGAAUGGAUGGGGAAAGUCACCUUGGACAUUAUUUGUGAUACGGCCUUCGGAUACGAACCUGACUGUCUGCACAAUCCACACAACGAAUUAGCGGUCGCUUUUGAAGGCCUCCUCUCACUUCAGUCCGGAGUCAACCUCGCGAAGCUCAUCGCAGUCAUAGCAAUCCCGGGCGUCAAGACACUGCUGACGACUGAUUGGAUGUUUGAGCACCGUCAUCUAAUCCGAUACAUCCCUUUCCUCUCAGCGCUGGACACGCUUGUCGGAACUUUGCACACGAUCCGUCGAAUCUCUCGGGAGCUUUUACUGGAGAAAACGACAGAUCUCAGUGUGUCGCCGGAUGACACCAGCACCAAGAAGGAUAUCAUGUCUCUGCUUGUUCGUCAGCGAAAGGCAGAAUUGGAUGCCAAUCCCCGGGCCGAUGCGAUGUCUGAUAGGGCCAUGGUCGAUCAAGUUCUGACCUUCCUUGCUGCUGGACAUGAGACCACUGCCACCGGAAUCACCUGGACUCUCUGGCUUCUAGCCAAUGAUCCAGCGAGCCAGCACAAACUUCGCGAAGAAGUAACUCACAUCUAUGCUUUGAAUCCUCGUCCAGAUUACCGCACGCUGAAAAGUCUGACUUGGCUGGACUGUGUCGUGAACGAGGGACUGCGCGUUCUUCCGCCUGUUCCACUGACAAUGCGCAAGGCAGCAAAGACCGACUAUGUUGCGGGUGUGUUAGUGCCGGAAGGUACUGUCAUCCAGUUCCCGAUCCGAGUCAUCAACACUUGGAAACAAGUAUGGGGCGAAGAUGCCGACGAGUUUCGCCCAGGUCGCUGGCUCGACUUGCCUAAAGCUUACAACGCGACAUUUUCCCAAUUCUCAUUUAUCGCCGGCCCCCAUGGUUGUAUCGGCAAAACAAUGGCAGUAAGUGAGAUGAAGGCGGUUAUAAGUGCCUUGGUCUAUAAUUUUGAGUUCAGUCCUGCGUACUCGGGACAGAUCGCGCAUCCAGCAGCCGCUAUCACAAUGAGGAACUUUGAGCCUCCCGGCUCUAAAGCAUUGCGAGACUAUGUACAAGAAUUCGACGAUAGGGUAGAUCCGAAUAAGCGGGAGCUCAUGAGGCUGCGACAGCUCGAGAAACAACAACUGAAUCUGACGGACACCUUCACUCCGCCUGCUGCUCCACCACCCAAGCCUAAGGGUCCGAAAUGUUCUGUGUGCUUCAAGCAUAUCCAGGUUUCCGUCAAUCCAUGGCAACUUGCCAAGACUGAACGCAUGAUGGCGGAGCUCUCGGAUGACUCUGGCGACGAGGAGGAAGGUGAUCGACAACCCCGCGUACCCCGCAAGCCUGUUCUCCAUGGAAUGCAACUUGCAACUUGCAAGCACUACUUCUGUGGGGCAUGUCUGGCUCAAGCGAUAUACCAUCGCCUCAACAUAGCCUUUGAUCCUGCGCUCUAUGGGACGGCAUUGAAAGAGAACAAGCUCGCGGAACCAGGUAGACGCGCAGACUUUCCGAUAUCAUGUCCCACGUGUCAAGUCAAGCCUGGGGAAGAGGCCGUCGAAAUCAGCGACGUAACGGCUCGUCUGGUGUUGGGCCAAGACAAUAUGGACGAGUGGAAUCACGCGCGGUUCUUGUCCUCGCUGAAUCUCAUUUAUUGCCCGCAUAAAGGAUGCGACGAGUGUUUCGAUGCGGAUGAUGUGGCCCCUGCUCCCAGCGGUGUGGAACAUGCUGAUACGUUGGUCCAAUGCCCACGCUGUCGAGGCUCACUUUGCAAGGCUUGCAAGUCUUUGUGGCACGAGAAUUUGACGUGCCAGGCGUAUCAAGCAUUGCCAAUCGCAGAGCGUGCUCCCGAGGACAUCGCAUUCGCCAAUCUGGCCGAGCAGGAAAAGUGGCGACGUUGUCCAAAAUGCUCGGCUAUGGUCGAGCUCAAGGUGCGUUCGGCUGCAAUCAUAUCACUUGCAUCUGCAAACACCACUUCUGCUACACUUGUGGCGCUGACUUUGAACACGACAAAGGGAAAUAUCGUUGUAAAGGAGACCAGCACGGGAGGCGAUCACUGUCUCUCCCUCCCCGGAAUCUCUAACCUUGUCGCGAUGUUGAAGAGGUACAAGGCCUUCAUGAAGAAUGAAGGUCACUUUGCUCCCCCAGGCGCGCAAGCCUUGCAAGACUUUGUCAGUGUUUAUGAUCAACAGCGCCAAUGGGUGCGCCAGACGCAGGCGGCCCUCGUCGAGAAGCAACGCGUUUUGACAGAAGAAGAAGAAGCACAACAAGCAGAGGCUCGUGCAGUUUUGGAAGCCUUGGGAAGAGAGAGCGAAGAUACACUUCGGGGCACGCAAGAUUCGGGGUCGUCUGUUAGCGGUACGUCCCAACCAGCCGUGCAGCGUAUCCUGGCCUCAUAA
This is a messenger RNA of Mycena citricolor, 3203 nucleotides long. Lineage: Eukaryota; Fungi; Basidiomycota; Agaricomycetes; Agaricales; Mycenaceae. The record is from the annotation of a GenBank genome assembly.